Molecule: messenger RNA, 978 nt
Organism: Eurypyga helias (sunbittern)
Lineage: Eukaryota; Metazoa; Chordata; Aves; Eurypygiformes; Eurypygidae
Gene: MC2R
Product: melanocortin 2 receptor (adrenocorticotropic hormone)
Exons: 1
Biological process (GO): G protein-coupled receptor signaling pathway
Cellular component (GO): membrane
Molecular function (GO): corticotropin receptor activity
Source: RefSeq, a predicted model, not a curated record
AUGAGGACUGAGAGACCUUCUAACCUAAUCAAACAUCCAGGGCAGACAAGCAUCCCUUCGCUCGAAAAUAUAAGUGAUUUCUCCUUUAAUAUCACUGACUGCACCCAGGUCGUCGUACCAGAGGAAGUUUUUUUCACUGUUGCGGCUGCUGGAAUACUGGAAAAUCUGCUUGUCCUUAUUGCUGUCAUUAGAAAUAAGAAUUUACACUUGCCCAUGUACUUCUUCAUUUGCAGUUUAGCCAUUUCAGACAUGUUAGGUAGCUUGUACAAAACUCUGGAGAACAUCUUUAUCAUCUUGUGCAAAAUGGGGUACCUGACACAUCGUGGGGACUUUGAGAAAAAGCUGGAUGAUGCCAUGGAUUCCAUGUUCAUUCUGUCUUUACUAGGGUCGAUUUUCAGCUUGUUAGCUAUUGCAGCAGACAGAUACAUCACCAUCUUCUACGCUUUGCGGUACCAUAGCAUCAUGACACUAAGAAGGGCCUUGGUUAUCUUGGCAGUUGUUUGGACAUUCUGUGCCGGCAGUAGUAUUGCCAUUGCCCUCUUCUCUUACGAAGCAGCAACAGUCAUUCCCUUCACCAUCCUGUUCCCUUUAAUGAUGUUUUUUAUACUGUGCCUCUAUAUUCAUAUGUUCCUCCUGGCUCGAUCUCACGCCAAAAAGAUCGCCUCACUGCCAACCAGCACAGUCCAUCAGAGAACUAACAUGAAAGGAGCCAUUACACUGACCAUUUUCCUUGGAGUUUUCCUUUGCUGUUGGGCCCCCUUUGUUCUUCACAUCCUCUUGGCAAGGUUUUGCCCACAUAACCCUUACUGUGCCUGCUACAUGUCCAUUUUCCACGUGAAUGGGACGCUCAUAAUGUGCAAUGCAAUCAUCGACCCUAUGAUUUUUGCAUUCCGAAGCCCAGAAUUGCGGAGUACAUUUAAAAGGAUGUUCUGUUGUGCCUGGUCAAACUGGAACUGGUAAACACUUCAUGAAAAGUAA